Molecule: messenger RNA, 1191 nt
Organism: Ilyonectria robusta
Lineage: Eukaryota; Fungi; Ascomycota; Sordariomycetes; Hypocreales; Nectriaceae
Product: Sucrase/ferredoxin-like-domain-containing protein
Exons: 2
Coding region: 1-1191 (396 amino acids)
Source: RefSeq, a predicted model, not a curated record
AUGCCUUCUCCUUCAUCCACCUCCCACCCGCCCCAGCGCAUGCCCGUGACGCAGAAGAUGGCCUUCUCCAUCAAGUCGCUCGUCAGCUCCGUCCUCGGCGGCCCCAAGGGCCCGCAGCCACCCGCCGUGUCGGAGCUGUUCGCCAAGACGGACCCGGCCGUGGACGGUGACGACUGCCUGCACGACUGCGACAGCUGCUCGGUGCGCUACCCGCGCAACUUCAAGAUCGACACGAGCGACGUGCUGUACGGCCAUAUCAAGGCCUGGAGCACGCAUCUGCUCGUGGGCACCGGCAAGACGGAUUGGGUGCGGGAUGUGGCCGAUGAGAAGGGCAGUGUGAUGCAGGCCGUCGACAAGGCCGGUGCGCCUACGAACGGGAAUAUGAAGCUCUCCGCGUCCAAUAUGCCCACCCCCCACGACACCAGCGACUAUUCCGAGCCCACCACGGCCCUCCUGCUGCCCGCCUUCACUCUCAUCCGCAACGUCCACCCUCUCAACGUCCCGCAACUCGUCUCCGACGUCAUCUCCCACGCACCCACCAGCACCUCGCCCAUGACGCCCUUCUCCAUCCCGGCCUCGCUACCGUCGCCGGACCCGGAGAAGGUGCCUGCGCUGACCAUGAGCGACUGCCCACAUCGCGUCGUCAUCCUCAUGUGCAGCCAGCGCACGCGCGAUGUCCGCUGCGGACAGAGCGCCCCCCUGCUGCGCAAGGAGCUGGAGCGGCAUCUGCGGCCGCUGGGCCUGUAUCGAGACCUGCAUGAUGAACGGCCGGGCGGUGUGGGGAUUUACUUCAUUAGCCAUGUGGGCGGUCACAAGUACUCGGCCAAUGUCAUGGUAUAUCGACGGCCGAAUGCAUUUGGGCUGGACGACGAGGUAACCGAGGCCAAAGAGCAGACCAACGGGAGCACAAAUGGAACCAAUGAAACCAAUGGCGCAAAUGGAGCAAAGGAGGAAACUAAUGGCACAAACGAAGCAGCCAAGGAAGCCAACGGCACCAACGGCGAAGAGACGGAAAAGAUUGAUGACACCGAGGGUUUCGUCGGCGCCGCACAGUGCAUAUGGCUGGCACGCGUGAUGCCCGAGGACUGCGAAAACCUAGUCAAGUAUACAGUACUCCGAGGAAAGGUGGUCAAGCCCGAGAGCCAGCUGAGAGGAGGCUUCGACAGAGGCAGGGGGGUAAUGAGCUGGUAA